AUGUCGCUGUCGGUGUGUUUGCCAGCCUUUGCGUUGCUAUUGGAGCGUUGUGCUGCUCCCCUUUCGAGCCCACUGAGUCUGAUUGGAGGGCUGGGAGUUGGAAUCCCGCCCCCGCAGCGCCUCUUAUGCCACGCCUCCCUGCUUCUGGCCCAGCUCAAAGCACAGCUCGCCAUCAAUCAACUCGUUGCCGCGGGAAACAUCGCCAACGCCAUUACCUGCGCCAACCAUCCACUACCCUCCCCUCACCCUCCUCUUGCCCUCUUCCUCAACCUCUUGAAAGCGGCAUCCACCACCAAUAACAUGUACCAUCCCCUAUAUAAUCCGUUAGGGGGUCAGUACUCUUCACAAGCCCAGAGAACACCAGCUCAGAUGGGGCGGUAUGGACUCACACAAGCCCAGUCUGGGAUGGACCCUCUGUUGGCCUCACGCCUGGGUCUGGGCCCUGUCUCUGCUGGUGGUUCCUCUGGUUUUUCCAGCCAGGGGGGCAUGAUGUCCUCGAUGGGGUACAACCUGGGGCAGAGAUCAACCGGGAUGACCCCGGAGUUGGAGAUAGACCACCACAUCCGCUGGGCCAGAGAGGACGUGAGACUGCUCAGCCAGAUGGUGCAGCAGAAACAGAACCAGCAGACCCAAAUGAAUCUUCGCCUGAAUCGCAACCCCGGGGAUGAGCUUUCGUCUAGGGUAGGGAUGGGUAGCUACACCUCUGGCCGGUCCUGCAGCGACCAGCAGAGCUCCAUGGCCUCCUGGUCUGGCCACCUGACCCAGUCUGCUUCCUCUAAACUCUUCUCCUCCCCCCUCCCUCAGUCGUCCCCUUCCACCUCCCAGAUGUACCAAAGCCAAACCUCUGGGUUUGGUGGUGCGGGAGAGCCGGGACCCACCUCAAUGGGUUCUGAGGCGCCCCUGAGUGUCUCCGCCUCGUCUGGCACUGAUCCUCCAGCCCGGUACACACCAGAGUCCGCCAGCAACAUCCUGGCGAGUUUUGGCUUGUCCAACGAGGACUUGGAGCUCCUGAGCCACUAUCCAGACGAUCAGCUGACCCCAGACAACCUGCCCUUCAUCCUCAGAGACAUCUGCAUCCGUAAGGCCAAUAGAAACAUGGAUGUGGACCAUCGGCAUGACAACAGACCCAGCCCGGGGUCGGACCACUUAGGUGGAGGACAGAGCAAAGUUAUCGAUUAUGGAAAUAUUGAUGCUUCUAAAUACGACAGUUAUGACAAUAUUCGAUCCAAUAGUUACGGCGGACAAGAUCCGCUCCCGAAAGAGUCGAUGAAAUACUCUGUCAGAGACUCUCCAAGCGGGCACACCGGGACACCGUGUGUUGGAAGAUCCAUGACCUCCGUCCUUUCCGAGCAACAGCAGAUUUGCAGCGCUGCAGUCCAGGGUUCUAUCUCUCUCCCCAAGAAUGACAACGACACUCGUAUCGGUCUUCCUCCGCCUUCCAGCCUAACCCAAAAGACCCUCAAAACCCACGACUUAUCUAAAGCAGCACCCAAACCUAUGAACAUCCCUGUCCACGGCGGAGACCAAGGACUCGACCGACUCCUCUCAUCUCAGAAUCGAGGCACUGCUCGAGGCCAGGUUCAGCCUCGGUCCGACCUGGUGGUUCUUAGUGGUGGAGUUGGAGGAGAUGCAAGACUCAAGAUCGGAGGUAUCCCAGUGGGGAUUCCUCCUCCCACGCCACCCCUCAUGUGGCCUCCCUUAUUCCCCGUCAUGAAUCCGUCGGUUCCCCCUCCCGGUCACGUUCCGGUGACUUGUCCGCCUCCCCCGAUGGGUCCGCCUCCCCCGAUGGGUCCACCUCCCCCGAUGGGUCCACCUCCCCCGAUGGGUCCGCCUCCCCAGAUGGGUCCGCCUCCCCGGAUGGGUCCACCGCCAUCGAUGUUCCAGCAAAUCCCACCCCCAACGUUGAUGGUGCCGACGAGGUUGCCGGCCCCGACCACGAUGAGCGAUUACUCCGCAGCUUCUCCCAGAAUCUUUCCUCAUACCUGUUCUCUCUGUAACGUAGAAUGUGCGCAGCUAAAGAACUGGAUUGAGCAUCAAAACACCAGCCUCCACAUCGACAACUGCCGGCUGCUCAGGAAAUUCCCUGCUCCCAGUAGAAAUGACAACAACCAGAGUUCUUCCAAACGUCGCCAGACCAACUCCCGUUCUCUGUCCCGUUCUCCUUCUCCUCGCCUCUCCUCCUACCGCACCACUUCCUCCUCUGCUCGCCGACCUCGAUCCAGGGAACGAUCCCGCUCCCGGGAACGUAGACACAGCGCCGGUAGACGGCGUUCCCGGUCUCCUGGUUCGCGUCGGGAGCGUGACCCUCCGGCGUCGUCGUCUUCGCACCGGGAUCGGGAACGUCGGCGUUCCCGCUCGCCCCAGACAACUUCUUCAUCCCGGAGGAGGAGCUAUGAGCGGGAGCGUCGGGAGGCGAGGAAGAGGAGCCCUUCAGGAGGAGGGAAGAGCAGCCAGCAGAAGUCUAGCAGUGCUGAGAGACUGGCCAAGAAACUACUGGAGUCAUCUGCUGGCCUCUCCCUGACUAAGAACACCAGUCUAGAAGUUCUGAUGCAGUCCCUGGCCCCUGCUCUCCUGGCCGAGCUCGCCAAAAAGAAAGGAGUCACUUCUGCCAAGGGAGGUGCCGGCAAGGGAGGCCGCUCCUCCUCCCGGAAGACUGAAACGGGAACGUCCAAGGGUGGCAAGGCAGGCACCGGAUCUGGGAGGACGUCAAACAAGAAAUCCUCCUCGCCCUCCAAAUCAUCCUUCAAAUCGUCCAGCUCAGCUCCUUCCAAGACUAAGAAGAAGGGAGCACCAGGGACCUCCGCUCUGUUAAGACUGAAGAAUAUCCCCCAACACACAGCUCAUGAUGAGGUGGUGAAGGCCGUGGAACCCUUCGGAAAGAUCAACACCGUCAUCCAGCUCAAGCCCAUACAGCAGGCAUCUGUGUUGUUUGAGAGGGAGGAGGAUGCUAAGAAGCUGGCUAGCUGUAAGAACCUGACCAUCAAAGGCCAGACCGUCACCGUACUAACGGAGAAAGAUGCUCUGCUGGACGACUCCAAGGAACUGAACCAAACCAACAAGUCUACCGAUGAAAAAAACUCUCCAGCAGCCAAGACCCACACCACCAAGUCAACCGCAACCAAAAUGUCUUCUACAUCUUCAACUAAACCGCAAACUGACUGUCCCAAGACCACACCCAAAGGGUCGAGGGUUAAUACCAAGGCUCAGCCAACCACGGCUAAGGGGGCUGUCCACCCCCUCAUUCCUAAACUGCCUGGUUGUGGAAAUAAUAGGUUUGUGAAGAUCGAAGGUUUACCAGAGACUGGCUAUACAGAGGAAGAUGUUCUGGCUCUGGUGAAGCCUUACGGAUAUAAACCUGGACUCUACAACUGUUUCAUUCUGCCUGCACAGAGAUGGGCCAUAAUCCGUAUGGACGGAGUACAGAAGAGCUCUGUUAUGGUGACAAACUACACACAGUCUCCUCCCAAACUACUAGACUGUCCCCUCUCCUUCACGUUGAUCUGCCCUGAUACAGGCCUCGUUCAGGAGAAUGUCUACACAACGCUGAAGGGCUUCACCACUUCGGACACGACAUUGAAGGAACGCCUUCUGAUCGUCAGUAACGUCCCCACGGGGACUACGGCAACCCAAGAGGUUCACGACCUCGUCAAACGCUUCGGAUCCUACCUCGAUUCGCUAUCUCUGAUCAACAGGAUUUAUUUUGAGAUGGAGUCGUCCUCGAUAGCGAUGGCGGUAUGUCUUCAUUUCCAGAAGUUCCCCCGUGUAGUUCAGAACAAGCCUCUGAAGUUCAACAUGCUGGUCAAGGUUAAACACCCGGCUCAGCCGCAGCUCCCAUCCAAGAAGACACCUGUCACUAGCACCAGAGCCAAGAAGAAGACGGUCAAAGGCAAGAAGCCUGUCGCUAAAGGAGUGGUAACACCAGGUAAAUCUCUUCCUACCACCACCUCUGCCACACAGCCUGUGGUUACCCAACGGAGGCGAGAUAACGGAGGCGCCGUCCAGUCCAGUGACACCAUAGCGAUAGACUCCGACGCGACCGCAACGGAACCCAGUCCAGUCGUCAUGGACCCUGAAGACCUGAUGACGACCAACGACGACCAAAGCCAAACCGCUGCAAAACCGCAUGGCGAGAAUGGAGAAACCAUAGCAACCGCUACCGUUCACGCUGCUAGCGUUGCUGGUUCUGUACCAGCACAAACACCGGUAACAUCAGCUCACCCAGUGUCUGUAAAAGGUGAAGACAAACUGUUAGACUUCAGUCCGGUAACUCAGGAGAUCCUGAAGGCCCUGGAGGCAGCAGUGCACCAACACCGCCUGGGGAGACAAAGACAGGACCAGGGAGAGAAGGACAAGCCUCCAUCCGACAAGAAGAGCUCUGUAGCUGGGGAGAAGGGGGAGACCAAGACCCCGGCUGGAGGACUGAACCAGGCCCCAGCUCAACCAGAGAAGAAGACUGGAGAGAAGACAGCGACACAGACUCAACCAGAUGAGAGAAAUAGACCUGCGCUUUCUCUGAAGAAAAAAAAGCUACAACCUGAGAAGUCACAGACCGAUAAAAAGCCUCCAACCACACCAGCGAAGAAGACCACAACACAGACGGAAGGUGCAAAGAAACCACCUUCAGGCUCUGGACAACCAAAGAAGAAUCAAGUCUAUGGAGGAAGAGGCAGGCGCAGGGACCAUUCUUCCCCAGGAAAGAUAGACUCUUCCAGGCAUAGAAGCAGCCGGGCGGCCUCCGAGGAGGAGCAGGGUCCUCCGACGUCAAGACACGGCGACUCCUCUAGCUCUUCUUCUGGCUCCUGCAGGAGCAACAGACAGGACGGCAGUCCCGCCAAGAAGAAGGGGAGGAAAGAGGAGGAGGAGAUGAGCAAGGGCCACCGUAGUAGAACUAGCCAGUCUUCUAGGAGUGAGUCUAGAGAUCAGGAGGCAGCAGAGAGAAAGGGUUUUGGCUACGUGGUGGAUGAGUUCACUUCCGACGUCAAUCCUAGUGACGCCAACCCAAUCGACCUGGACCAGUUCAACAUGGAUGAGUUCGUCACCGUGGACGAGGUGGAAGGGGAUGAGGCGGACAACGCCAACCCACCAGAAUCAUCAUCUUCAUCACCCAAUACCCAAGAUGGCACCUAUGGAAGGUCGGAACGAUCAACCAAACGCAAGAGGGGUACCCCUGAUACCUCAAUUUCUACUAUGAAGUCAAGCCAGGAGAAAGAGAGACCCCUGUCCAAAAGCGCUCCCACCCCAUCCUCUUCUACCUCUACCCCCCCUGGACAGAAGACUCCACGACAAACCAAAAAAACGCAGGCGGCAAAACCUCAACCACCUGCCCCCUCUGGACGCAAGACCAGGUCGUCAGCCGCAGCUGCUGUUGUUGCGACAGAAGCCGCAGAAACCAGAGAAACUGUCACUGACGAUGACCCCACAGUCAGGAUGGAAGCGGAGCCUCUUCCCAUGGAGCUUCUGUCUCAGCCAAUGGCGGAAGCAGCCGCUGCUCAGUUGGUAGAGGAAGUAGUGGUCACAAAGGGAAGUGACAUGGAGGGCAUGUUACUGUCAUCCGACCACAAGGUGUCAGUGUUGGGCACGGCAUUGCCGGCGAACAAGGAAGCAGAAAGUGCUGGUUCAGAGAUUGAUAUGGAGACUACAGCUGAAAAACCUCCAGAGGUAGACGGGAGCGAGGAGAAGGCCCAGGCUAAAAAAGACUCUGCCGAAGAGGAAGAGCUGAUGAAGAAACAGAAACUGGCGAAGGAGAAACGGCGAGACAGAGAAUGGGAGAAGGAGAGGAGUACAAAGCGGGUGAGGAGCAGAGAGAAGGAGCAGGAAUGGAAGAGGGGGAAGGGGAGGUUCAGUGUGGAUACGGAAUGGUUGGUCACUCUGGAUGAGAUUGGAGGAGAUGGGGAUGAGAGAGGCGAGGAGGGUGUGAGGGAUCAGGAGAGCGGAAUAAAUGAGGCAGACCUUCAAGAAUUGGUCACUCUGGAUGAGAUCGUUGGCGAGGAAGGAGGGGAGGGUCCUAGCCCGGAGCCACACCCAUUCAGGCAGGAGGACGAAUCAGGAGACUCCUUCAACACAGAGACUAUGGUGACCCUGGAUGAGACUGGAAGUGAUCAUGAGAUGGAGGAAGUGCAGCCCAAGAAGUCUCCAGAACCAGCCCAGAACCGGCACACUGACAAUACAGGUGAGGACCUUGUGGUUUCUGAGGCAGGGUUCUUCUGUAAGCUGUGUUCUCUGUCUGGGAGUGAAGACAAGAAGACCCACUGCAGCAGUCUACAGCACUGUCAGAACAUGCAGAAACAUUACCUGAAGCAUCAGAAGCAACAAGCAGGAGGUUCUAGCCAAGGCUCCGCCUCCAAGUGACCCCUGACCACACCCCUGGGUGUGUCUAAAAUGUGACCAUUUCUCCAGUGCUCUGGUUGAUAGAUAGGGCUCUACUAUAAUAGGGUGCAGUUUGAUAUUUCAGCUGGUCUAGGAUCAGGUCCCCCAUGUUCAAAUUGUCUUAUUCAUUAUGAUUUAAAAGGUGAAACUGGUCCUGGAUCAGCCCUCCCUCUACUCUGAGACGUUUUGUGAAUACGUGGAUAUCGGGUCCAAUAUGACACAGAUUUUAGAUUAAUUUGUUUUGUUAGCUUUUUUUGGGGGGUGGAUUUAAAUAUCAUUAAACUGCUUAAUUUAUCCAGAGUAACUCAGUCAGCAGAGACCAGACAUAAUGUAUGUAUACGGAGAAAGUAAUAAAUGUAGUUUUUAUUACGAA
Molecule: messenger RNA, 6739 nt
Organism: Oncorhynchus tshawytscha (Chinook salmon)
Lineage: Eukaryota; Metazoa; Chordata; Actinopteri; Salmoniformes; Salmonidae
Product: zinc finger protein 638
Exons: 20
Coding region: 1-6348 (2115 amino acids)
Molecular function (GO): RNA binding
Source: RefSeq, a predicted model, not a curated record